Molecule: messenger RNA, 5424 nt
Organism: Cygnus olor (mute swan)
Lineage: Eukaryota; Metazoa; Chordata; Aves; Anseriformes; Anatidae
Gene: SEPTIN8
Product: septin 8
Exons: 10
Coding region: 95-1429 (444 amino acids)
Biological process (GO): cytoskeleton-dependent cytokinesis
Cellular component (GO): microtubule cytoskeleton; septin ring; cell division site
Molecular function (GO): molecular adaptor activity; GTP binding; GTPase activity
Source: RefSeq, a predicted model, not a curated record
CCCCGGCCGGCGGCGGGGCGUGCCCGGCGGUGGCCAUAUUGGAGCCAUUCCGCCGCAGCCACCCGCGGCGGGCACAGCCGCCGCAGCCCCGGCCAUGGCCGCCACCGAGCUGGAGCGCUUCUCGAAUGAAGAGAAGAGGAACCUUUCCCUGGGGGGCCAUGUCGGCUUCGACAGUCUCCCGGAUCAGCUGGUCAGCAAGUCCGUCACACAGGGCUUCAGCUUCAACAUCCUCUGCGUGGGUGAGACGGGCAUUGGCAAGUCCACACUGAUGAAUACUCUUUUCAACACCACGUUCGAGACGGAGGAAGCCAGUCACUACGAGAGCGCGGUUCGCUUGCGGCCGCGGACCUACGACCUGCAGGAGAGCAACGUCCACCUGAAACUAACCAUCGUCGAUGCGGUUGGAUUCGGGGACCAGAUAAAUAAAGACGAAAGUUACAGGCCGAUCGUUGAGUACAUUGAUACGCAGUUUGAAAACUAUCUGCAAGAAGAGCUGAAAAUCCGCCGUUCUCUCUUCAACUACCACGACACGAGGAUUCACGUCUGCCUGUACUUCAUCACUCCCACCGGGCACUCGCUCAAGUCCUUGGACCUGGUGACGAUGAAGAAGCUGGAUAGCAAGGUGAACAUUAUCCCGAUCAUCGCCAAAGCAGACACCAUUUCCAAGAGCGAGUUGCACAAAUUUAAGAUAAAGAUCAUGAGCGAGCUGGUCAGCAACGGUGUGCAGAUCUACCAGUUCCCCACAGAUGACGAAGCAGUUGCCGAGAUCAACUCGGUGAUGAAUGCUCAUCUGCCCUUUGCUGUGGUCGGCAGCACAGAGGAGGUGAAGGUUGGGAACAAGCUGGUGAGAGCUCGGCAGUACCCGUGGGGAGUGGUGCAAGUUGAGAAUGAAAGUCACUGCGACUUCGUGAAGCUGCGAGAAAUGCUGAUUCGAGUCAACAUGGAGGAUCUCCGGGAGCAGACUCACACCCGCCACUACGAGCUGUACAGGAGGUGCAAACUGGAGGAGAUGGGCUUCAAGGACACGGAUCCGGACAGCCAGCCCUUCAGCCUACAAGAAACAUAUGAGACCAAAAGAAAAGAAUUCUUGGGUGAGCUCCAGAAGAAAGAGGAAGAAAUGAGACAAAUGUUUGUUAACAAAGUCAAGGAGACGGAGGCAGAGCUGAAGGAGAAGGAGAGAGAGCUGCACGAGAAGUUUGAGCACUUGAAAAGGAUACACCAGGAGGAGAAAAGGAAGGUGGAGGAGAAGAGGAGGGAGCUGGAAGAAGAGAUGAAUGCCUUCAACAGGCGGAAAGUAGCGGUGGAAACCUUGCAGUCCCAGUCCUUGCAGGCUACCUCACAGCAGCCGCUGAGGAAGGACAAAGACAAGAAAAACUUUUUUAGUCUUCCCAGCGCAUGCUCCAUAACAACAGGAAGACAUGUUAAUUAGAAGAUUUAUUAAGGCCAAAACAUCUCAUGCAGAAGAAAUUAAUUGGUGCUUUCACCUUUAAGCUUGCCAUAUAUUGCACAGAAGAGAUUACAUAGCAAGGACUAAGAUGCACUGUAUCAUUUGAUUGGGAAAAGUUUGCUUGAUCAGGUUUCUUGAUAAAGGCGAAAUCUGAGGUACUUGCCAAAAGAUAAAUUGCUAAUUAAUGCUGAUGCAUGGCUUGCACUGAAACCAAAACACUAAUUUCGGGGUGAGAGCCUGGAUGAGGCACUUAACACUGUGACUAAACUUCCCAAGGGAAGGGGAACGAAGUCGGGUUAGUGUGAGACAAGUUUUCAGCUUGCUGCUUGAGCUGCCACUGUAAUGGGAUUUUCAUUUGUUCCUCUCCUUGGUCUGGUUUUGGGCUGUAACCUGAGAACCUCCUAACGCCCUUAACGCUUCAGCUGGACUCUGGCGUUUCUUAGCAAUAACUCUUCUGUGUAGCUUUUUUUCUGUAGACUUACAGGCUUUACAACCUAAAUCCCCAAGCCUCAAUUUGUUUAGUUUUCUUAGGGCUGUAACCCGCGUGCCUCGCAAUUAACCCCUCUCCCGAAGCUCCCUGCCCCCUGCGCACUCGCCCUUACUUCUUCGGUUACCGGCGCUCCUGCCUGGCCAGCCCGGACUCCUGCAGUUCCUGCUGGGAUGUGCUGGGUAAGAACAGAACCAUUCUAAAGGACAACUAAAUGUAGUUUGUUAAUGGAGGGGAAACGGUUUAAAGCUGGAGUCUCGGCAUUCCAGGCUUUAUGUUCUGCUUUUAUAGCAGACCGACUUCCCCUUGCAUAAAUAACUUGUUUAAAAAAAGGAAGAAAAAAAAAAAAAAGCUUGAUGUUUGUGUCCCAGGCUAACUCCUCAAAGGAACAGGGCAAGGCCCUAGUUUACCUUCAUUUUAAACAAACUUGUAAAUGAAUCUCAGGAAUGACCUGCUUGUACCAAAGUUGGGUUUAAUAAAAAUAGAACUGACAUGUUUAACAAACAUCUGUUAAACGCGUUUUGUACGCUAAUUAUAUUCACUGGAAGAACACAGUGCUUUGUCCAAAUUCACAAUCCUCGCUGCCGUUCCAGCUUCCCUCUGUUAACCCUCUUGUCCCACGUGUGUGUUGGAUGCACCCGUACGCCCAGGCCCUGGGCUGGCUGCUGCCCUAUGCCACGGUUGGAGGUAACGCCUGGGCUCACGUGGUGUGCGGUGGGCGAGGAAGGCCACAAGUUGUAAAUGUUUGAUGAAGGAAACAUUCAUUUAGAACAUCACUGAAUUCUGAAAGGAAAAUCACCAAAGCCUGCUGUUAGGCACACUUGAAAUCUUCAGCUGCUCCCCUGAUCUGCACCACGAAAGUUUUCAUGUUGCUUUUUUUUUUUUUCAUUUUAAUUUUUUCCAAAAAAUUUUUUUUCAAACCCGCAGCAGAGAAAGGCUGUCCCUCCACGCACCGUCCCUGCUGUGUGCGGCUGCUCUGAGGGGCGAGGAAAGGCGCUUGUGCCCAGCACGGGUGGGAAGGAGCCAGCACGGCGCUGUGUCCGCCUUGCCCUGGGAGCUGCUGGGGCCUCUGCAGUCGUAGCGAGGUUGUUCGAGGUUCAUUUUCUCCCUGGUGGUGAUCGUUGCAGGGUGAUGGUAGGUGAGGGGAUGAGGUCCUCCCGUUGCUUGCUGUGUUUCCAAACCACAGAGCCCAGGCAGGCAGCUGGGCUGUGUUUGCACCCCAGGGAGGGGGAGAAAACAGCCCUUCUACCAGGUCAAGGGAAUUCACCUUAAGAGCUCUUUGGAAGUGCUCUGUAAAUGUUCUCUGGAGUUUGACAGGGACUGAGUAUUCCCCAAACAAACCUCACAAAACUGGCCCUCAGCACGUCAGGUGUUCACCAGCCGUUGCUGCGCUGGCUGAAUCCAGCUCGUUCUGCCAGACCCUGGUGUGCGGCAGAAUGAUUGCGGGGCCGAGGGGCGAGCUCAGCUGCAGGUGGCGCAGGCUUGGGGGAGGGAACGACCUGUGUUUGUAGUGUGCAUGCAACACACAAUGCAUGCAGACAGGCACUGAAACAGGAGAUAGUCAUCGUCUGUGAAACUUGGCCGGACAAAAUGCUUGUUCUGUUCUGGCUCUCAGCUGGGGGCGUGCUGCGUUGGUCCUGUUACGGUAACUCGUCCGGAGAGUCAGUGAAAGGCUAUAAACAGCCUCGGACUUGGUUCUCCCAGUGAGAAGGGCAAAUGCUAUCGUUCCGUUAAAAGAACGGUCCUGUUUGCAGCUGCAGCUUGUUCCUGGAGUUUGCAGGCUGUUCCCUAAGGCAGGAAGUUCAGUUCUGAACAGUGACAGCAACGCAAAGGUAAGAGGCACGGGGAGCUGAAAAGCAACGCUUUCGGCCUGCUGGGGCCAGGCCCCGCGAGUUAGUUCCUUUAUCCUAACUCAGCACUGGGAGAAGUGUGGGCAGGACCUGUGCUACCAGAGAGAAGCAGCGUGCUGGGGAGCAGGCAGCCUCCAGCUGCGCUGUUCCCAUUCCAGUUGGUCAUCUUGCACCCCGACUGGGAAUACAGGACUGUGCUGGGCCUCUCAGCACGGACUUCACCUUUCAGAUGUAACUCCCCGUUAACGUGCACGCUUGACUGUGGCUCAGAUUGCACUGCGGGGGUUUUGAAAAGCAGGCCUGUUGGUUUGUAACGUCUUACCCAGCAUACGGGCGAGAAACUACGUAUAUAGGCUCAAAGCUGCGGUGAAAAACAUUCCAUAGGAGCUGCUGUGGUACGGAGGCAUUAAUUACUGCGUGCAGAAUUUUUCUGCUGACAUUUCCAGUGGUUAACGCGGCUGGCGAAGACGCUUGAGAUAUGGUAGGAAAAGGGAUGGGAGGAAAAGCAGAACUAGACACGAGAACUAGACGCGCACCCCAGCUUCCUGCAGGGGCUGCUGUGGGCAUCACCUUUUUGCUGGCCUCUUCGUGGAGCACACUGAGAACGUGCAGACUGAGAUUAUAUUUUAUUAAGUAUACUACAAAAGACAACUUGCCUCCUUCAGAAAGUCGGGCAGUCAAGUCACAGUUUGAUAGAAAAGGAAGGUGCCACACUGGGGGAGGAAAGAGCCCUACCACAAAGAGAAAACCUUCCCUGUGGGACGUAGGUAGGAUUAAUAAAUAACGCAUCGCAAGCACACCACUGCCCAGCUCCCGGCUGCAGGACACCCUGUAAACGUGUCAGCUCUGCAGAGGAGUGCUGAGCCCUGCUCCUGGGGCAUCCCCCGGCGCGGGGCUGGGCUCCCCCCGCAGCACAGCACUCAGCGUGCGGUAGCUUUGACUUGCCUCGUGGGGACACCUUUGCUUUCAGUGCUGGUUCGAAUCCCAUCUGCUCAACGUGUCUCUUGCACCAAGUCUGUGAUAGAUGUUUCCUUCUGGAGCGCUUGGGCACUGCUUUCUUUGCAGUUUCAAAAGAAAAGCUUGACUUUCUCCCUGCACAAAUACGAUUCUUUCCUCAGGACCAGCUCUGGCAAAAUCUAAAUGUAAGACUUUGGAAAGCUGUUAUCAGAGCUGCUCAGGACGUCACUCCUGCAAAGCUCGCAGUUCGGGACUUUCUCUCCUACCAGGUAAGAAGAUGAGCCAAGGAAGGAAGGCCACAAAAUUUCUUCCUGCACUGGUGAGCGCUGCUGCCAAGCAGUGUAAGGAUUUCCUUGCUCCCUUCUUAUCCCUACUCCCUGUUCAUUUAUCCGCUAUCACUGAGACACCUGCUCAGCACGUGGCCUGUGCUGGGCUCCAUGAGAGCCUUUCCUGUUCUGUGACAGACUUGCAGGUACGGUAUUGUUACUCAUACAGUACUGUCUGGGUUAUGACUUCUAACUAGUACAACUAGCACCUGAAAAUGCUGGCCUGUUGUGUAAAACACGUUAAAAAAAACAUGUAUUUUGAAAGAACGUGUAAGGCCAUUUUUAAAAGUGCAAGAGAAGCUUAAACUGACCUUUGUAGAUUGUAAAACUGCUUUGCUAUAGAGAUUAACAGUUAAC